Molecule: messenger RNA, 2513 nt
Organism: Rana temporaria (common frog)
Lineage: Eukaryota; Metazoa; Chordata; Amphibia; Anura; Ranidae
Product: T-box transcription factor T-like
Exons: 8
Coding region: 150-1454 (434 amino acids)
Biological process (GO): regulation of transcription by RNA polymerase II; heart morphogenesis; somitogenesis
Cellular component (GO): nucleus
Molecular function (GO): RNA polymerase II cis-regulatory region sequence-specific DNA binding; DNA-binding transcription factor activity, RNA polymerase II-specific
Source: RefSeq, a predicted model, not a curated record
CUGACACAAGUCAUUAUCUCUGGAUUUACUAUUGCCAAAGACAUUAACUACUGAUCACACAUAUUUGACAGAAUCCUGAUAACACUUCUAUAUCUCCAUUGGAUCUGCUGAAGUUAUUUUAUUUGUGUUGAAGGAGCACGACCGGAGGGAUGAGCUUAAGUGCAACAGAUAGCUGUGGAAAGAACUUGCAGUACCGAGUAGAUCAUCUUCUCAGUGCGGUGGAAAAUGAACUUCAAGCUGGCAGUGAGAAGGGGGAUCCCACAGAAAGAGAUCUUAAAGUUUCUCUGGAGGAACAGGAACUGUGGCAGAGAUUCAAGGAGCUCACCAAUGAGAUGAUUGUCACUAAAAAUGGAAGACGAAUGUUUCCUGUGUUGAAAGUGAAUGUUUCAGGCUUGGACCCAAAUGCUAUGUAUACUCUCCUGCUUGAUUUUGUAGCGGCAGACAACCAUCGAUGGAAGUAUGUAAAUGGCGAAUGGGUGCCAGGAGGAAAACCAGAGCCUCAGGCUCCCAGCUGUGUUUAUAUUCACCCUGACUCUCCCAACUUUGGAGCUCACUGGAUGAAAGACUCUGUCUCUUUCAGCAAAGUCAAACUCACCAAUAAAAUGAACAGUGGAGGCCAGAUAAUGUUGAACUCUUUACACAAGUAUGAGCCCAGGAUUCAUAUAGUGAGGGUUGGAGGACCCCAACGGAUGAUUACCAGCCAUUCCUUUCCCGAAACUCAGUUCAUAGCUGUCACAGCUUAUCAGAAUGAAGAGAUUACGGCUCUUAAAAUUAAGCACAACCCAUUUGCAAAGGCAUUUCUUGAUGCUAAAGAAAGGCAUGAUAGCAAAGAUAUUUUGGAAGACGGAUUUGAUAAUCAGCAAGCUUUUUCUCAAUUUGGCAGUUGGCUGAUUCCUGGCACUGGACCACUCUGCACACCAUCUAAUCCUCACUCCCAGUUUGUAGCCCCACUACCUAUUUCUUCUUCCCAUGGCUGUGAUAGAUAUUCUUCUUUGCGAAAUCAUCGGGCAACUCCAUACCCAAGCCCAUAUUCUCACAGAAACAAUUCUCCAACAAACAUAGCAGAUAAUUCAAACACUUGCCUGUCUAUGCUCCAGUCACAUGACAACUGGUCUAGUCUCCAGAUGUCAGCCCAUACAGGAAUGCUACCAAUGACUCACAACAGUGGAUCGUCAAGCAACUCCAGUCAGUAUCCUAAUUUGUGGUCAGUGAGCAACAGCACCAUUACACCAGCGUCUCAGUCUGGAGGAAUUUCUAAUGGCUUAGGAUCUCAGUACUUGAGGGCUUCUCCAGCACACUACCCAUCUUUUUCACAUGGAGUACCUUCACCAUCCUCAGGAUCUCCCUUAUAUGAUCAUGGAGCAACUACAGAAAUCACGGACAACCAAUAUGAAGUCACAAAUCAUUCUAGGUUAUCCUCCCCAUGGACAGCAGUUACACCCAAUUCAAUGUAGGCUAAAGGCUUGUAUGAAACUUUCAAACAAACUAAAUACUGCGGCAUGGACCCAAAUGAAUGAAGAAUUGAGGAAUCCUGGUGCAGAUGCUUGUUACAUAACAGUUUUGUGAGAAUGCUGACAAAAAGCAUAGACCUGAACAAAAGUAUUGUCACUUGACAUUUUAAAUGGCAAUAAGGACGAAGUGUCUAACCAUGGACCUGUAUGCUUACUGUACAUAUACUGUAAAUGUAAAACAAUGAUACUGACAAUCAUAAGUCCAUAUUAGCAGGAUUAAUUAAAAUUUACAUAACAUAAUAUUGAAUUCAGUAAUAAUUACUUAUAUUUUUAUAAAAACAGAAAAAUGCAACAAAUUGCAGUAAAAACUAUUUAUUUUGUUAUGUUGGAAAACAACACUUAAAUUGACAUACAAAACAUGCCCAAUAUUUAUUUAAAGUGUCAAAGCAGAAUGGAAUGUAACCCUGAUGUACUGUAGUAGAGUUCUGAAAAAGAAACCUGUGAUUAAAGGAACGGGCGAGUUGCAAUUGCUGUUCUCUUCUUCCAAAAAGGCUGUUUGCCUGAGAGAUAUACUGAUACAAUGGCUUUAGUACUUUCUUAACCACUGACCCAUAUCUAUGACUUCAAGUUUAUGUCUGGGCAAAAAAAUUCCAAGCAGUGUUGUCAGCCCUGCUAAAUUCUCCUCCGUACUCCCUUGCUAGAUUGCAGAAACCUCUUCUCAUCUCCAUAAAAUACAGUGAAGGUGUUCUGUAGUUUAACUGGUGAAGAACCAGACAUGCACUUUUAGUCAGACUUUACUUUCUGCAUACUUUGUUCGGUCAGUGACUCAGAAAGUAUUAAAACUAGAGAUUUUAAGACUUUUUAAAAAGGAAUCGGUGCAUGAAACCCACAUAUUUUUUCUUAGUACAAAUUUCCUUCAAUGCUGGCAUAAUAAAUGCAUUGCAUUUUUUAUUUUAUGUCUUUUAUAUUUCUAAUUUCUUUCCAUGUUAUUUAGUUAUUUUGAUACUUACAUGGCACUAAGAAUGAGUUCAAAGUUUGUCAAUUUGUCAACUAACUCAAAUU